AAGUUAGGGACAGAACGUGGAGCAUAUAUUUUAACACUGUUAGCACAGCUUUAGCGCAAACCCACAAGCCCGAAUAUUUAGCUGCCAGGACAGAUUAAAAAAUAUAUUCUGAAUAAGUGAAUCUCUCCUAAUGGAUAUUUCUGGAGGAUCCUCAACAUUUACGCAGCUUUUACGAGGUUUAACGGAUCUGGAACACCAUGAGGGGGAUUCUCAGUCUCAAAACCCCGGCAGCCAAUCGCCAUCAUCAUAUUUUCGCGUUAAGUCCUUAUAAUUAAUCACAUACCCAAGAAUAUUUAUAUAUAAAAAAAUAGUGUGUACUAUUUUAAAAGCUAUUUUUUGUAUUUACAGCCGACAUACAGCCAAGAAUGAUAAAGGAUUCGUUAUGGACAACUGACACAUCGGGUGACUUGGAUGCAAUUCUCCCGUUCUGUACGAAAAAAAAUUCAAACACACCGCGAAUCCCAGGAACCUCCACCCCCUCACGACAUAUUCCAGACCCCAACAAGCAACGCAAAACUGUGGCCCUAGUGCAUUAUUCAGAAUCCACCCCUCCAGAAAAGUACUACUGGGCAGGGAACUUGCGGCUUCACGAGCCAGCGCUCCAUGGACACGACUGCCAGGAGACCGGCCCUGCAGAAUCGGGAACACGAGAUGAAAAAAGUCACACCCCCCCGUUUCUGCGAUUCGUCAGAACAGCCAGCGCCAAAAAAAGCUGAGACUCCUCCCCGGCGAAAAACGGCACAGAAGGACACAUACAUCUAGAGCUGGGGGAUUCCGGCGCACCGAACAUUCCUAAUGUGACAACCAAAGCGGCGGAUAGCCCGGUUUUUAAUGACAUUUCAGAUGUUGACGACCAGUUAUUCUGUGAUGCGGCCAACCUUCUUGACCCCGUCAAUUCUAUGGCAUCAGGAUCUGCAAUAGAACAAGCAAGGUUUUUCACAUUAUUUUCCAGGGCUUUGAAAUCGAGGAACGUUUUGCUAUACAAACGACUGGGGGUUUUAAUUGAGAGACAGUACUGAGACAAUAUGUUAUUCUGGCAUAGAACAAUUCCACGCAUGUUAAACAGCAAACCGUAAAAAAAAAACGCAAAUACAGGCGCUAAAAUCAUAUAUGUAACACGUAUCAUUCCAGAAAUACCGCAAAACGCACAUCCUUAAUUAUCCAAAUGGCAGAACCACAGGAACAAGUUGAGACAGUUGAAAGCCUCUUAGCACAGAUACCGCCAGAACUCCUAGAAAUUAUUAAACGUAUGAACGAGUCAGGGACGCCCGAUGAAAGCAUAUUAUCCCAGAUUCCAGCCGAAGCCUUCAUAACCUUAAUUAAUCGGAUGAACGAGAGUCAGACAUUUUCGGCCCCCGCCACCCCAACAGCGAUAGCCCAACCAUUAACGCCCAUGUCCGUAGAGUCUGAAACACCACAUGAUGUUUUUGGGGAAUUGGAAAAUUGUCUAAUAAAUCUGGAGGGAGAUGGUAUUGAUAGAUGGUCUGGGUUGUGUACCGGAAUAAAUUCAACAAUACAGAGAUUCGACAGUUUUUCAAUUUCCUAUGGGUGAAUCAGAAUCUUGACCAUGCUGUGUUUUACGUAAUGAUAAUUGACACUCUGAACGAUCUGUUAGACACGGCAAGAGAUUAUGGCGAACCACGUGAUAUCUUACAGUUGGAGAUUUGUGGAGAUGCAUAACACAGUAUCUCUUAUUUUACCCAAUGGCGAAGCAGAUCUUGAACAAUUUAUUGCGCUGCUAGAACGCCUUGUUCAGUCAAAUUUAGCCGUCAUAGCAGAUCAGACCCUCGAGCUUGUAGUGCAAAUAAUACGUCAACCCCAGGGUGGUGGUGGGCAGAGAAGGAAGUUUGAGAGCCUAAUGCAGUCAGAAAUCAUAAGAAAUAAAAGGGCCUACCUCAUAAACGUUCACAAUCCAGGUAAUAAGCUAUGUUUUGCAAUAGGCCUAGCGCAUUUACUUAACCCUGGAUGUACUGAUCUGACGGCAUUGCAAAAGGCUAGAGAGCUCCAAACGGCCGUGGGUCUCGGUAUACAGGAUGCUGUGGCUUUCUCUGACAUAGUCAAAUUUGAAAACUUUCUGAAUAUCAAGAUUGUGGUUUUGUACCACAGUAGAGCUAAUGCAGCUCUCUUGAAGGUCCAAAACAACCCCCAACCGCAUCCUCAGAUUCUGUACUUUUAUGUGCAAAACGAACAUUACUACGCCGUUACCAACAUCACUGCUUUUUUAGACGCCCCAUAUGUGUCCAUCAUGCCAUACCGGCUACACCCGAAAGGGGGGGCACUGGUGCCAUUAUAACUGUUCUGUAUGUCAGGAUGCAGAGUGCCCAAUGCAACCCUUAAAUUUGACACCCUGUGAGGAUUGCCACCGCACAUGUCGUUCGACCUACUGUUACAAAAAACACAAAAUUGAAACAUGGCACCCCAAGGCAUGUAAAUCUGUAAGCAUUUGUGACAUUAACAAGGAAUGCCCAAAAUGGCUUUGCAAUUACAACCUUAAAAUAGAUAGCCCUAAACCGCAUGUGUGUGGAAUCAUACAUUGUCCAAUCUGUAAAGGGCCUUUGAAAAGCAGAGACGCUGAAGUGGUUCAAGAAGUGCCACACGAGUGUUAUAUUCAGCCCUUGGCUGAAGAUGAACAUUCAGAGAAAUAUGUGUUCCAUGAUUUUGAGACAAAUCAGCAAUCGGAGGAUCAUUUGCCUAUUUUUGUAUCUACCAUGACAUUCAAGGGGGAAACGUGGUCUGCAGAAGGAUCCAAUUGUGCACUACUCUUUCUAAAACAUUUUAGAAAGCCACAGUACAGACACUUCACGUUUAUAGCCCACAAUGCUAGAGCCCACGACUCUUACCUUCUUCUGAACCCCUUGAUACAGCAAGGCGUGGCACCCAGUGUCAUAGCUCAAGGUAGUAAAAUCUUGUGUUUUGUAGACCCAGCCUUCAACCAGAGAUACAUUGACAGUUUAAGCUUCUUACCCAUGAGAUUGGCUCAAAUGCCAGAGGCCUUGGGUUUUGAAAACUCUGUGAAAGGCUGGUUCCCCCACUUCUUCACAUCUGAGGAGAAUCUACAUUAUGUCGGAUCAUAUCCCAGCCCAGAAAUGUACGGGUGUGAUCAAAUGUCUCCCAAAGAGCAUGAGAGAUUCAUGACGUGGUACGAGACAGUAAGACAUGGCACCUUUGAUUUCCAUAAAGAGAUGGAAUCAUACUGUGACAAUGAUGUGGUUAUACAUCGUGAAGGAUGCCUCAGAUUCAGAGAAGAGGUAAUCAAAGAUGCAGGCAUUGACCCCUGGAGUUGUACAACUAUUGCAUCGGCAUGCAUGAAAACCUAUCGUACACACUAUCUGCCUACAUCCUCUAUAGCUAUCCCCUCGCCUGAGUAUAUGGCCCAGGAUAAAGCCAUUUUUAUUCAACAUGCUUUGAAUCGGGGGGAGAAGGCGUUUGGCUCUUACCAUGUAGAUGGCUACACCCAGAUUGACAGGGUUGAGACCGUGUAUGAGUACAACGGUUGUUUCUUCCAUGGUUGUAAAUCUUGCUUUGUGUCCCAGGCCAUGUGUGUCCUAACCCAAAAGGGGUCAGGGGCCCUCAAGGAAAACUUUUUUUCCCCUUUGUCGCACCUGCAGUGAAAACAAACAACAAACCCCAUGUGAUCACUCAGAUCAAGAAAGAGCCCUGACAGGGGUGUGGGUCACAGUUGAAUUCUCUAAGGCUUUAGAGAUGGGAUAUCGUGUGGCCAAAAUCUUUGAAGUGUGGAACCUUUCCAAGAAAUCAGACACUAUUUUUAAAGAGUACAUCAAGACCUUCUUGAGAUGCAAGCAAAUGGUUUCAGGCUAUCCUGCAUCGGUCACAGAUCAAAAGAGCAAAGACAGGUACAUUCAAGACUAUCACGACAGAGAAGGCAUACUUCUUGACCCUGACAGAAGAGAGGUCAACAAAACCAAACGAAAUGUGUCGAAAUUGUACUUAAAUUCGCUUUGGGGCAAAUUAUCGCAGAGAUGUAAUAUGCUAACAACGUCGAUUAUUAAAGACCCCGAAGAAUUUUUGGAAUUUGUUUUUUCGGACCAAUACGAAAUUUCACAUUUUUCAUUCUUGAGUCAAGAAAUUGCCCUGGUGCAAUGGCGACGUAACAAGAAGUGGGUUCUACCCCCGGGUAAUGUAAAUGUGUUUCCUGCAGCAUUUACCACGGCCUAUGGCCGACUUGAACUGUACACGCUCAUGGAGCAGCUUCAGAGGCGGGUUCUUUACCACGACACAGACUCUGUGGUCUAUGUAAGCAAACCGGGGGAUUGGAGCCCCCCACUCAGCAACUAUCUGGGUGGCUUAACGAGUGAACUCGAAGAGGGUGACCAUAUCACAGAAUGGUCCUCCUGUGGUCCCAAAAGCUCUGCUUUUAGGACUAAAAAGAAUCACGUGGUGUUGAAAGCCAAAGGCGUGACUCAAAACUAUGAAAAUGCCCCGCGUGUAAAACCUGGAAUCAAUCACACGCUUGGUCGAGGGGUUCCUAAAUGACAGGAAUAGUGACUUGGAGAUUUUGAGCUCCUACAAAAAGAUUGUUAGGGAUAAAAAGGGCUUCCAUCUGAGGAAGGCCCCACUUACUAAAAGAUUCAGGGUAGUCUAUGACAAGAGACUGCUUUUGCCUGAUGGGACCACAUUGCCCUUUGGCUACUGACUUAUGCUACAAGCCGCAGUGUGUCAUUAAAGCUUAAGAUAUAAUGACUGCUGUAGAAGGUUUUGACACCCGGUUGCAACUACCAUUUUCGGCCUUAAUCGCAGGGCCGUCUAAUAGUGGUAAAACUUGUUUUGUAAAAAGUAUUUUAGAGGAUUCUGAACAUGUGUUAUCUCAAAAGCCUGAUAAUGUUGUGUGGUGUUAUUCUUGUUAUCAACCUCUGUAUGAUGAAUUGUUGAAGACAAUAAAAAUCAAGUUUGUUG
This is a messenger RNA of Oncorhynchus tshawytscha (Chinook salmon), 4914 nucleotides long. RefSeq lists its product as uncharacterized. Gene Ontology annotation, biological process: DNA replication. Gene Ontology annotation, molecular function: DNA binding; DNA-directed DNA polymerase activity; nucleotide binding. The transcript is spliced from 4 exons. Lineage: Eukaryota; Metazoa; Chordata; Actinopteri; Salmoniformes; Salmonidae. The record is from RefSeq and is a predicted model, not a curated record. Bases 2235 to 3611 code for a protein of 458 amino acids.